AUGGAGGCGUUCCCCGGCGGGGCGUUGGGGGCAGCCCGGCACCUCCCGGCCGUGGAGCGCCUGCCGGGUUCCCGGUACGGCGGCCGGAGCCACAGUGCCUGCGGGAACGUGUUCAACUCGUGGAACGACUACCUGGGGCUGGCCACGCUCAUCACUAACGCCGUGCGGCCCGGCAAGGGCUUCGCCGCCGAGCCCCCCGCCGUGGUGGUGGCGGCGCCGGCCGAGGAGGAGGAGGAAGAAGAGGAAGAGGAGGAGGAGGCGUCGGGGCCGUACUUCGAGGGCGCGCUGGACCUGCACGACCUGGAGCUGUGCGGCCACCACCACCACGGCGAGGGGCUACUGGAGGAGCGCUUCGCCGACCUCAGCCCCUUCCCGGGGCGCGGCGGCCCCGCCGCGGUGCUGCUGGAGUGCCCCGGGGCGGAGGGGGCCCGGGCCGGCUCGCCCCGCGCCUGGGGCGGCGUGGUGGUGGCGGCGGGGCGGCUGCCGGCACACCCGCGGGCCGCCGGGCGGCUGCUGAAGCCCGAGCUGCAGGUGUGCGUCUUCUGCAGGAACAACAAGGAGACGGUGGCCCUCUACACCACGCACAUCCUCAAGGGACCCGACGGCCGCGUCCUGUGCCCGGUGCUGCGGCGCUACACCUGCCCCCUGUGCGGGGCCAGCGGGGACAAUGCCCACACCAUCAAGUACUGCCCGCUGUCCAAAAUGCAGGCGGCCAAGCAGCUGCGGCACGCCCGGGCGGCGCUGGGCAGGAAGGGCCGCUAGGCUGCGGGGCGGCGGGCGGCUCCAGCGCGGUGUGGGCGCCCCGCUUUGGCUCCGUGGGAGCCGCUACGGAGGGCUGCGGGUGGUCGGGGAGAAAAGAGCAUCCCCUGCCAAGUGUGAGGAGGGGGAGGCUGGGGAGAGGGCUGCCCGGCUCUGCUCCUCUGCCCGCUGUGGGGUCCCCCCCCCGCUGCCCGCAUCGCCCCGGGUGGGGGAGCGGCCGCCAGCCCCCUCCUUGCCCCCCUGUGACCAGUUAUUGCUCCUGCAGGAUGCUCAUCAGCAGCGCUGGGCUUCGUCAGGGUCCACCCCCCAGCUUGUCGGGUCUUUAAGUAGCUGAGCUGUUUCCUUCACCCAUCCUGAAGCCGGGAGGGAAGUUGCGAUCGAACCCGUGCUCGGUUACUGGUGCGGCAGGCAGCACCUCCUCCCCUCCACCCCAGCGCCCUGCUGGGGGCAGUGCCCCACGG
Messenger RNA from Oxyura jamaicensis (ruddy duck), 1220 nucleotides. Its product is annotated as nanos homolog 1-like. Bases 1 to 762 code for a protein of 253 amino acids. Gene Ontology annotation, cellular component: perinuclear region of cytoplasm. The record is from RefSeq and is a predicted model, not a curated record. Lineage: Eukaryota; Metazoa; Chordata; Aves; Anseriformes; Anatidae. The transcript has a single exon. Gene Ontology annotation, biological process: oogenesis; negative regulation of translation. Gene Ontology annotation, molecular function: zinc ion binding; mRNA binding.